Molecule: messenger RNA, 240 nt
Organism: Penicillium manginii
Lineage: Eukaryota; Fungi; Ascomycota; Eurotiomycetes; Eurotiales; Aspergillaceae
Exons: 2
Coding region: 1-240 (79 amino acids)
Source: RefSeq, a predicted model, not a curated record
AUGAUCGACAACAACCCUGGUACCGAGCAAAAGCUUCUCACACAGGCGGACUUCAACAACCCUGAAGUCCUUAACACCAUCAACCCCCAUCCGACAUUUGGUUAUUUUCACGGCCCAAUCACAAACCUCAAGCUCAAAGGAAUACCACUCGAGACCGCACCUCCCAAUGCCACUUCAUACAUUAACCCGAUACACUCGGUCGUCUGCGAAGUUGUCGUCGGAGAGAACGGGGAGAUAUGA